CGCGGAGAGGGAAGUUGUGUGCAAUUUAAUCCCAAUUAAACGACAUUGAUACAUCAUGAUCACGAGAUUAACUAUUAUUGUCCAUAUUUGGAAUGUUGACAACAAUGGGAUUACUUUAUACGUCUGACAUGUCUUACAAAUUUAAUAGAUACUCUGAAUGAUUUGAGAACAGUGAAAAAUGAAAAUGGAUAGAUACCUUCGUUUUAAUCUUGGUAUAUUUGUACUUGCACAUUUACAACUUACAACUGCAGACAUUUAUUUACAUAAUCCACGGGGAGGUAACAACAGAUUAGAUGAGGAGAACAGAGAAGUUCAAAAUCAAAACAGAAUGUUUGACUCACAAAACAACAACAGAGGAGGAUAUAAUGUAGGAGGACUACUUUAUUAUGCUGGAUCUACAUUACCCAUAGAAUGGACAAAUCAGCAUUCCUGUAUGAACCCAAAUAGUCAUUGUGAAUUAGUAAUACAGUAUAUGUGUGGUGACUUAGUUAGAGAUGGAGCAUCCAGAACUACAAUAAGAUUAGAAAAUUCUCAAUGUAGAAACUUUGAUUGCAACACAGAUUUUGAAUAUGGAAUGAAUGAAAACUUUGAGUAUUACCAGAACUGUAGAUACAGGUUGAGAAAUAGAGGUCUCUUUAUUGCUGACCAGAAUUUAGGAGGAAAUCGUAAAUAUGCUAGAAAUACAAGACAGAACCCUACUGGGAAUCGAUAUGGGUAUGAGUGUCCUGAGGAAAGAGAUUAUUAUCCAUACUGGGAGCCAUCUCCAUGGAAGGAUAUUGUUGUUAUGACAAAUGAUGUUACAAGAUGCCCAUACUAUCAAGAAGAAAGUCAGAAUGUAAAAUCACGCUGGACGUGUGUUGUGCCAAAAAACGUAACAGAAAAGUACACUGGAAAAUUUGACAUACCAAACAACAAGGCAGACUGUGAGGCAUUUCGUUAUCCUAAAAAUGAUGCUAAUGGUGCAAAGGCUUCAUGGACAGAAAUACCAUCUCAUGGUAUACCAGCCCCUGAUUGCAGAGAAACACAAUUUUCAAGAGAUAAUCACCUUGGUAACGGUAUUGGUGGACAACCAUUAGUUUACAACUGGACCAUACCAAACAGCCUCAACCAUGAACAAUGUAUCAUGAGAAUGAGGUACAAUAUAUCCACUGGUGAUUAUGAUGGCUGGAACACUACAGCAGCAAAUAUCGCCUCCGCCAAUGAAAAAUUUUAUAAAAACCUUGGAUUUAGUGAAGAAGAUGCUGCAUCAGACAGAGGCUUUGUAUUUGAAGACAAUCCUGAAAUCAAACUUUUCAAUGAUCUAGGUUUAGAAUUGGAAUUAGCUGUUAAUACUGCACAAUUUGGAAGGACAUUUCAAGAUAGAUCUUUCAUAUUUGCUGUGCGUCCACAGCCUAGCGAGACCAGUGGAAAAGCCAUACAUAAUCUAAAUGUUAGAGGAAAGAGAGGAAACAUUGUAGAAGUUUUCCCAUCAGUAGAGUAUGAUUUUGUACCCAAUAAUUUAGAAGCUGCAAAUGGUGACUACGUCCAUAUUCAAUGGACAGGGUCCAAUACAAACAAUGCGGGGAAUGAUGGGAAUGGUCAGGCUAGGUCAGAUAGAAACAAUAUUGUCUUGCUGAAUUCUCAAGUCUACCCUGAAGGCAGUGGCAUUCAAUUUGGUCCUGGUGCAAAAUAUGGACAAUACGGAACUAACUAUCCAAUGCACCUUGAUAAUUCUACAUUCUUAGGACUAUCUAGAGAAGAUAGAGAAAAUCUGGCUUUUAAUGUUCCAGGUGCCUUUGGAGGAGAACUAUCACAACUAGAUGAUGCUAGCCCUUACUUUAAUCUUGGAAUUAGAAAAAUCAGUCAGCUGGGGACCUUUCAUUACAUGUGUACUAGAAACAAUGACUUCUCCAAUCGUGACCAGAAGGGACGUAUAAUGGUAUCCAGUAGUCCAACUGUAUAUGAGUCGAUUGGUUGGAUGGGAGGUCAGCUCAAGAUACCAGAUAGUAAAGCAUGGGUGAAAGUUGAACAAGGAACAUUCAGUAAGCUUCAUACACUGAAACUAAAUGAAUGGAGUUCAAAUGAUGGAUUGAAUCUUAUGAAGUCUAAAGGAGGAGCUAUAUCUGUUGGUGAUGAUUUUGCAAGUGAUUUUAUUGUUUUGGCCCCAGAAACUAAACUGACAGAUAAUGGGAAGAAAGUUACCAUCGGGAUAGACAUUAAUGAGGACGCUAGUGAUAUUGGUAUUUAUAGAUCAAAUACAGAAAAUUUUGGUGGAUGGACAAAGGUUGACGCAUCCAUCAAUGGUGGAAUGGCAGAAUUCCAAACGGAUCAGGGUGGAGUUUUUGUUGCCAGGUCCCAUACUAAUGUUGGACCAAUUAUUGGCAUAGUAGUAGGAUUAUUAGUUGUAGCAUUAAUUAUAAUAGCAGCAGUGGUUUAUUUUAAGAAAAAUCCAACAAAAUGGAUGGCUAUGAAAGGAAAUGCUAAAUAUGUUGAAAAAUCUCUCUCAAAUAAAGUAUGAAAAUGAAUUAUAUCUGUAAUAAUUGAUAAAUUUUAGUAAAUUGUAGAAACGGGUAAAAUAUCUUUAUAUUAUAAAAUAUUUUGUUAACAAUAGAGUACGGUAGUCAUUUAAUCUGAAGUGGAGAAAGAAAAUAUGCUUUCUGAUAUUCGAUUUUAGGCCCCCAAAAAUGAAAUAGAAGAUUUUAUGCAAAAAAUAAUGAAAACACUCUUUGAUUCAUUAGUAAGAGUGUAUUUAUUAUGGUUCUCAAUAGUAACCUCUCUUGAAAAUAUGUUUUUUUAUUGAAUGUUAAUUAAGAAAGGAUUGUCUUUGAUUUGAUUACUUAUUUUCAGUAUUUUUAAGAAUUGGCAUAAUUAUUUUAAAUAUCAAAUACUCAGUAUUAAAAUAAAAUUAUGAUUUUGUUAUGAAUUCAAUGAUGUUUUGUAAAUGAUUUUAAGCAUAUCAUGUUGACAUGUCUCAGAACCAAUAAUCAAUUUUAUUUUUUUCUGUUUUUAUAGCGUAAAUGCUAUAUAUAUAUUGAGUAAUACACAGGUUUCUGUGUAUUUUGUUGUUACUGAUAGGCAUUAAGUACAUGAUGAAAUUUUAGACAAAAGAACAAACUUGUCACCAUUGUGAGAUUUUUAAAAAAAAAUUUCUAUGAUAUAUAUGGUAACAAAUACUACAAAUGCAAUAAUAUUAGAAAGGAUACCAAGCACUACCUAAAAUAUUGGAUAGUACAACCGACCAUGCCAAUAUGCUACUCCCUACAUUCCUUUAUAAACAUAUGUUUAUAAACUUUAUCAUAUCUAAAGCUUUUUAAAGCUGUUAUUUAUUGCGGAAAUGACCAAUGUUUUGAGGUGGCAUGCACCAUCUUGAUUAAAAAAAUUCAUCAGGACUGUUAUAACUGCACUUGAGAUGUUUUCUAUAACACUUUUUUUUUUAUUUCUGCGCAAGUAUUUAUUGCUUGUUGUCUUGGAUUUACCAAAUGAGAUUAUUUAAUGAAAACAAAUCUUUGUAUUAUAUUAUAUUAUGUAUAAAUCUGUUGUCAAAAAAUUAACACAUAUCUAUGCAAAUCUUGGAACAAACUAAGCUUCAGGAAACUAAAUAAGUUUAAAUUUAGUGAAUCAUUUAUCAUUCUCAUAUUAUUGUUAUUAUUUAUUUGUUUAUAAGAACAGGAACAUAGAUUUUAGAGAGAGAAAAAAAAUUAAUAUAAGUAAUGGUAAUUUGAAAAAUGUUGUUUGUUAAUUUUAAGUCAAUUUACUUUUGAAAAAAAGGUAAUGCAGUCAUGAAAGUAAUUGAAAAUUAAUUUUUAGUUUUAUAUUUUUUUUAAAUGUCAAUUCUAUCUUAGUUACGUAAAUAUUUCCUCACACUAAAUUACACAGAUACAAAAUUAUGAAGUAUUUUAUAAGGGCAAAUAAUCUCAGGGAUUCUUAGUAAUCAUGCAUUGACUAGUAUUAUGCUUCCAAUGAAUAUCAAAUUUAUUAAGAAAUGUAUUAAAUUUACUAGUGCUGUUAGUAUUAAAUGAUCAUCAGUGUGUGUGUUAUUGAAAAGGUCUAGACUUUAUUUCUGAUAUUAGUAUUCCAACCUGAAAUAUGAUAUUAAUAUCUGCAUCAUUUUGACACAACACUGUUUAGAAAUUAUUGAAUAUUUGUAUGCUUAAUAAACUAUUCUAAAAGUAAUUUUAAUAAAGGUUAAAGGAGAUUUUUGAAAGAAAUUAUCAUAUCUCGGACAAAAUGAAAUGUACAAUUUUUUUGACGUACAUGUAGUUUUGCUUCAUUUAAAAGCUUAUAAAAUAAACCAGAUUUUUGUGUGUCAUUUUUUCUGACUGGAAUGAAUAAUUCAUAUAAUUAUCUCUCAUUAUAUUCAAUAUUACAACUUGCCACAACAGCUAAAAAUGUCAUUAUGCAUUAUAGUAAAAACUUCUUUUUUAACAAUGAAAUAAAAAUGAAAUCAUCAUAAAACAUAUUUUGGGAUUGUAAUUAAUAAUCAUGUAUCUGUUAUGUUACAUGAAGGGAUAUUUGUCACAGUCAUAUCAUACAACAGUUAGAUUAUAUAUUGAUAUGUUUAUAUAUUAAUGUUUUAUAUAUGAAAAGCUGCUGGUCAGCAUUAAAAUAUUUUUACAUAA
Molecule: messenger RNA, 4598 nt
Organism: Mytilus californianus (California mussel)
Lineage: Eukaryota; Metazoa; Mollusca; Bivalvia; Mytilida; Mytilidae
Product: protein DD3-3-like
Exons: 14
Coding region: 179-2497 (772 amino acids)
Source: RefSeq, a predicted model, not a curated record